Molecule: messenger RNA, 1074 nt
Organism: Triticum turgidum subsp. durum (durum wheat)
Lineage: Eukaryota; Viridiplantae; Streptophyta; Magnoliopsida; Poales; Poaceae
Source: the annotation of a GenBank genome assembly
AUGAGGCUCAACUCGACUCGUCCAUUGACAACUGAUUCACCGGAAAUCACGGCUGUAAUUUCGUAUCCAUGCCGCACGCUGCGGUGGCUGCAAACCGGAGUUGAGUUCAAAAGGCGCGGGAGCGGGUCUCUCUCCUCUUCCCCCAUUCCUUGUACCACCAUCUCUCUCGACCAUAAGGCGCACCACCCUAGCGCCUCACCUCCAUCUCCACACCAAGUAUACGCACACCCAUUCGUCCCACGCAGCGGCGGCGGCGGCCAAGGCACGAUGGAGCGGCGGCCAGAGCUGCGGCGGUCGAUGACGCUCUCGGAGCAGCUGUCCAGGCCCGACCCGGCUAUCCGCGAGUUCCUCAAGAUCCCCGACGACAACAGCCACCUGAGCGCUGACGCCGGAGGAGGUGGAGGCAGCGGCGGCAUGAUCAACUGGAAGCCGCUGCGCGACCGUCUCCGCCUCCGCCGCUCCGUGAACGCCUGGUCCAGCCCGUCGGAGAGGCCCAGCACGGCGGACGGCGCCGGUAGCCUGAAGAACAGCGGCAGCGGCAGCAACCGCAGCCACAAGUACAUCUACGCGCAAGGUGAGGCCACGGCGGCCUUCUGCCGCACCUCCUCGCUCCGCCAGGCUCCCGCAUUCUCGCGCGCGGCCUCCACACGGGUCGCUUCCAACGCCACCAUCGGGCGCUCUUCCCCCGUGGUCGACGGCGAGGGCUCCGAGGACGAGUCGGAGCAGGACGAGGACGAGGAGGAAGGCAAGGAGGAGGAGGACGCGCCGGCGGCGCAGAUGUCCCUGAUGGCGCUGCUGGAGCAGACGGACAGCUGGGACGAGGAGGAGGAGGAGGAGCAGGCCGCGGCAGGCGCCGGGGCCAGCAGCAAGAACGCGCACGCCGAGGAGGAGGAGGAGGACGGCGAGGGGGAGAUGGUGCACGUGUGCUGCGUGUGCAUGGUGCGGCACAAGGGCGCGGCCUUCAUCCCGUGCGGCCACACAUUCUGCCGCCUCUGCUCCCGCGAGCUCUGGGUCAGCCGCGGCAACUGCCCGCUCUGCAACGGCUUCAUCCAGGAGAUCCUCGACAUCUUCUGA